Choloepus didactylus (southern two-toed sloth) is the source of this 522-nucleotide messenger RNA. RefSeq names its product ras and EF-hand domain-containing protein-like. The record is from RefSeq and is a predicted model, not a curated record. NCBI's taxonomy places the organism in Eukaryota, Metazoa, Chordata, Mammalia, Pilosa, Megalonychidae. The transcript has 5 exons. Bases 91 to 522 code for a protein of 143 amino acids.
AUAUUUUGUGUUUUAACAGGUAUCCAGCAUCCACAGCCUUCCGGUGAUUCACUGCUCUUGGAAGUAGUAAAAUAAGUAAAAGUUAGUGAAAUGGAGGAGGAUAAAUUUGACCUUUCUGAAGAGGACACGACAGCUAGAGUAAAUAUAAAAGAGCAAGUUAUUACCCUGUGUGAAAACAUCAACCUCGUGGAGUUGAGACUCAUUCAGCCAUAUGAACAUGUUAUGACAAACUGUAUCUGUGAGAUCAGACUUCAGAGCCUGGAAAUGGAAAACCUGGCCAUUGCCGUGAAGAGAGCCCAGGACCAGGCAGCCGUGCAGCUGAGUGCGCUGGAAGAGGAAGUGGGUCAGAGGAUUCAGGCAGCAGAACACAAGACACGGAAAGAAGAAAAACGGAAAGCUGAAGGAGCUCUUAGUGACCUCAGAUGUCAGUGUGAAACAGGAGAUCUGCAGGUGACCAUUAAAAAACUCAAAAAUUCUUCGCCAACCAAGUCCCACAUGUCCAGUGACCUGGAUGCUCCAUGA